AUGUAUUCUCUAGAGGCAACAAAAAGAAAGAUGAUUCUUUUAAAUUUAGGAGCUGAUUACUACUUUGAUUCUACUGCGAAGGGAUUUGGACAAAGUUUGUGCUAUAAACUAGAUUUAGUAUUAUCCUGUUCAAGCUCAUCCAAGAAUCUCGAAAUUGAUGUGUAUUUAAGUAUGUUAAAAGUUAAUGCGAAAUUUAUUAGUUUAGGCUUGCCCGAAGAAUCGUUCACAGUCAAAGCUCAAAGUUUUGUGAAAAACGGAUGUUUCUUAGGAUCCUCGCAUCUUGGAAAUAGACAAGAGAUGAUUGAAAUGUUAAAUCUUGCAGCCGAGAAAAAUAUUCGAACCUGGAAUGAAACUAUUUCAAUUAGUGAAGAAAGAUUAAUGUAG
Messenger RNA from Debaryomyces tyrocola, 384 nucleotides. NCBI's taxonomy places the organism in Eukaryota, Fungi, Ascomycota, Pichiomycetes, Serinales, Debaryomycetaceae. The record is from the annotation of a GenBank genome assembly.